Messenger RNA from Epinephelus moara (kelp grouper), 1370 nucleotides. RefSeq lists its product as uncharacterized. The coding region runs from base 543 to 1370 and encodes 275 amino acids. The transcript has a single exon. The record is from RefSeq and is a predicted model, not a curated record. Lineage: Eukaryota; Metazoa; Chordata; Actinopteri; Perciformes; Serranidae.
CUCCUCUUUGUCUCUGAGGUCAACUUCCGGGAGUGCAUGGUUUCAUGGAGUGCACACAUGAGCCACAGGACUCCAGCUGGCUCCAAUAAUUACCUGGUUAGGCUGAACCAAGAGUGCAGGAGCAGAGAGGGGAGGGGGUAGAGGGUUUGUGUUGAGUUUGGCUUUUGUUUGGUCUCUCUUCAGUUUAUUAUGUGUUUUGUUUAACCUGUAUUAGUCAGCAUUUAUUUGUAUUGUGUGUAUGUAAGUAUUAGUGGGAUUAAUUUGUACAUGUAUUGUAUAUAGUUAUGGUAAUGGGGUUUUGGGGAACCUUUCUAUGUAAUGGUACAGGCCAGGGGUAGAUAUGCCAGGUGAGGAAGGCAGUUUGGGUGUCAGAGAGAGGGGGUCAGGUUGGGGGGCAUGUCUGCUGCCAGAACUGCUGUUGAGCCUCCUGCCUGGUUUCAUCCUGUUUGUAAGGGAUUACCACCUACAAAACCUUACAUUUGGUGUCAGAAGUGGGAUGAGUCGCAGCCAGAUUGAAGGGGAGCAGCUUUGAGAGCAACAGCAUGGGACCUAAAUCACAAAACAAAGCCCAAAAGACGGACGUUGUAGAAGACGACCCAGAAGAGGGUGCUGCAGGGGGACAGCCUGUGACCAUACCUCCUUUGCCUGUGGAGAUGGAUACAAUCACAAGCAUGUUGCAGCGAUGUCUUGAGUUUCAACAUGACCUGAGUGAAAGGUGGGACAAAGAAUCCGGGAAACAGGACAUGAGGUGGCGCCAAAUGCAAGUUCAACUGAAUAACCUCAGAGAUGAUCUGGAGCAGCAGCAGCAAGGAGGUGGAAGUCAGCCCCAGCGGAAUUCAUCACUACAGCAGGAGGAGGGGCAUGCUUCCCAGCCCAGUGCCCGGACCGAGUUUGCUGGUAGGGGCUGGGGGCAGGCGGUAGUCCCCAGACUGGAGGAAGGUGAUGACAUUGAGCAGUAUCUGACCACAUUUGAGCGCCUGGCAGUGGCAUAUCAGUGGCCAGAGGUCGAGUGGGCGGUGAGGCUGAUUCCACACCUGACAGGGAAGGCACGGGCAGCAUAUGUGGCCAUGGCGGCAGAGGAAUCAUCUGACUACAAGAAGGUAAAAGAAGCCAUCCUUGCAAAGUAUGAAAUCAACGAGGAGGUCUAUCGGCAGAGGUUCAGGGAGCCGGAUAUCCACCCUAAUGAGAGCCCUAAAGAAUUCUACAAUCGACUUAAAGACUUGUAUGACAAGUGGAUUCAACCGGCGAAGAGGACCAAGGAGCAGAUUGGGGAGAUCCUCAUUCUGGAGCAGUUCUACCGCUCCCUCUCCCCAGAGCUCAGAGUGUGGGUGAAGGAAAAGGGAUCCAGAGUCAGCACGGAAUGCAGCUGA